AUGCUGUUGGCGGCGGAUUAUGUGGAUGCGAUUAAUGGUGUCAAUCAGGAUGUGGUGCCGGUUGUGGUGCAGAGUUUUGGUGUUGGUGUUGGCGAGGAUGGGACUGGUGAGGGAAAGGGGAAUGAGUGGGAACUGUUGACGCUGCUGGCUAAUGUGGAUCUGAAGGUGCAGGAGAACUAUAUCAGUCGGCGCGUGCUGGUGGCCCUGGGGCUGGUGGACGAUGUCAAGGCUUUCAAGAAGGGGACGGGCAAGGUGGCGGUGUUGAGCGGGCUGUUGGAGCCGAUGGUCGUGGAUGGCUAUGUGGAUGUGGAUAUCGUCAUUGGGAGUGCCACGGGCGGUGAGGAGAACGGCCUGUGGCAGUUGCUCAAGGGGCUGAGGUGGAAUGUUUACGGUGAGGACAAGGAGGGUGUUCUGGGAACUCCAGACGUUGUCCUGGGCACGAGGGUCCUGGGUGAGAUCGGCGGUCUGAGUGCUGUGCAGGGUUUCAGGAGGCAGGUCGAGGCUGGAGUGAAGGUGCUGGGCGUUGGGCACUUCGUUGGCGAUUCGACUCCGGAGAAGACGCCAGGGAAAGAUGAGCUUUGA
Cyphellophora europaea CBS 101466 is the source of this 582-nucleotide messenger RNA. RefSeq lists its product as uncharacterized. Bases 1 to 582 code for a protein of 193 amino acids. The transcript has a single exon. The record is from RefSeq and is a predicted model, not a curated record. NCBI's taxonomy places the organism in Eukaryota, Fungi, Ascomycota, Eurotiomycetes, Chaetothyriales, Cyphellophoraceae.